CCCAAGAUGUAUCAUAGUCCUAUCAUCCUCUUCCUGGUAUAAGCGUGUUGACACAUUACACCUAGUUGGGGUGGUAAAAACCACAUGCUGAAGCGAGUGUUUGGCAAAUGACACGGAUUUCAGGUGGGAAGACAAUCCUGCGAGAGGAAAAGCAGCCAUCAAACGCACGAGGAAACAAUGUUGCAAACAAGUUUACAAUGAAGACGCGCGCGAUAAGGUGAAUGAAAGCCAUUGCUAUUCUUAGUUCUAAGUCUGUUUUUACUUAGAGGAAAAUGAGGUUUCGACUGCUCAAAAGGAAUCUGCUCGCGCUGUUGGGUGUUACAUUUAUGGUUUUGACUCUUUUGUUUUCAACACGUGUAUUAAUAGUUUCCGAUAAUGAUACAAGUAGACUUAAUAACAACGUUCAGGGAAAUCAGGGCAUAAAUUCUGGUGAAAUGGUGAAGUUAAACUUUGGUUCGCUGCCAGAAUUGAUUCAGUCCGUUUACAAUGCAAAUUACAAGCAGAGUGUUCACAAUGCGGAUAAGUUUCCAGGGGAGCCUCAGCUGGUGCUGGUUGUACAAGUCCACAACAGGCCUGAAUACCUCAGACUGCUCAUCAAAUCACUGGAGAAAGCUGCUGAGGUCCACAGCUUCCUUCUUAUCUUUAGCCAUGACUAUUUUUCAGAAGAAACAAAUGCGAUUGUGCAAGGGAUAACUUUCUGCAAGGUACUGCAAAUUUAUUUCCCUUUCAGCACUCAGCUGUAUCCCAGCGAGUUUCCUGGUCUGGAUCCACGAGACUGCCCUCGAGACAUAUCCAAGGACAACGCUCUCAAAACAGGUUGCCUCAACGCAGAACACCCUGACUCCUAUGGGCACUACAGGGAAGCCUUCAUCACUCAAACCAAACACCACUGGUGGUGGAAAUUGCACUUUGUAUGGGAGCGAGUGCACAUGAUGCAGGGCUACAGUGGCUUUGUAAUCUUUCUGGAGGAGGACAAUUACAUCUUACCUGACUUUUUCCAUUUCUAUAAGUCAAUGAUAGAGUUCAGGAAGAACACCUGCCCAGACUGUGAUAUGCUGGCUUUGGGUAACCACAAUGGCCUGACUGAUUUUACCAGAUUGUCUAAUAAGGUGCUGACCACUGGGUGGAUGUCCACUAAACACAACAUAGGUAUGGCAAUCUCCAGAGAGGUGUACUAUAAACUGAUGGGCUGCAGCAACGAGUUCUGCACCUAUGAUGACUACAACUGGGACUGGACUCUGCAGCACCUCUCAGGAACUUGCAUACCAAAGCCGCUCAAAGUGCUUGUAGCACAGGGUUCCAGGGUUCUUCACACAGGAGAUUGUGGUCUUCACCAGAAGCAGAACUGCAGGCCAGAAUGGGCCUCACAGAGGGUGGAGGUGGGGCUUCAGAUGGCCAAGGAUGGUCUCUUUCCUCCUUCUCUUGCCCUUAGUGGUGCAGAAGCAGUGGAGCACAAGGCACACAUGAAGAAUGGAGGAUGGGGAGACAUUCGAGACCAUAUUCUGUGCAAUAACUAUGCCAAACGUCUUUGAACUGUACCUUUUCUAAAAGUAAUAUGGAGAUUGGUAUUCUGCAAAUGUGCUAUCAUUUACAACAUUUCAGGGUUUUAGAGGCUGUAAUGGGUCGUCUUCUAAGAAAUAGAACCAAAUCAAUCUAG
Xiphias gladius (swordfish) is the source of this 1657-nucleotide messenger RNA. RefSeq names its product alpha-1,6-mannosyl-glycoprotein 2-beta-N-acetylglucosaminyltransferase. The transcript has 3 exons. The coding region runs from base 273 to 1532 and encodes 419 amino acids. Gene Ontology annotation, biological process: oligosaccharide biosynthetic process; protein N-linked glycosylation. Lineage: Eukaryota; Metazoa; Chordata; Actinopteri; Istiophoriformes; Xiphiidae. Gene Ontology annotation, molecular function: alpha-1,6-mannosylglycoprotein 2-beta-N-acetylglucosaminyltransferase activity. Gene Ontology annotation, cellular component: Golgi stack; Golgi membrane. The record is from RefSeq and is a predicted model, not a curated record.